AUGCCUCGCAGAAGCUAUCGGACAUCGGUAUCAGCCUAUCGAGAUUCUGCACCUCUGUACAACUCAGAAAAAGAGGGCAACCUGCGACUUGACAAUGAUAAUAUCGACUUCGAACACGUGAACGGGCGCAAGCGGGUCAUUCGUCCGUGCAUGCUCGGCAUCUCUUUCGGACAGCUCUCCAGGCAUGUCUACCACUGGUCGCUUGCCUUCUUGGCCAUCUUUGCAUUUGGCUGGUGUCUUCUGGGCGUGACCCUGCUGUGUUAUGGAACCUUCGAUGGUCUAUGGGCGAGCAAACCUGGCCGAGGACCAAUAGAGGCAUUCGGUACAGGGCCAAAUUCGUGGAAGGCAGCACAUUCCACCGCCUGUUGCACACGGAACAAUGUGCUUAGCCAAGCGAGUAGGCCAUUAUUGGAUGACUUGUCCCGCAUCUGUGGUGCGGUCGAAGCCGAUGUAUGGCUAGAUGAUGGUCAAAGGGUGCUCGUGGGUCCGACGGAGGCUAGCUUGGACGUGAACAGAACUCUGUCGUCUCUGUACAUCGAGCCCAUGGUGCAAGCAUUGGAACUGCGACACGGGAGACAUCACGCUCUGAAAAGGCCGCCGACUCCCAACGCCGACCUCGUCGAACCUGACUAUCCACAGACUUUUGUGAUGAUUAUUGACUUCAAGAGUGAUGGAGUUGCGCUGUGGAAUCAUGUGGAUGCAGCAUUGGAGCCGUUGAGGAGAAGGGGGUACCUCACACAAUUCGAUGGACUUGAUGUUGUCGAGGGCGAGGUGACGGUGGUAGUCUCCGGAGAUGCUCCGUUCGCCAAGGUCAUCGAACAAAGAGAGCAGCGAGAUAUAUUCUUUGAUGCUCCCCUUGAGCUGAUGUCGCCAACCGGACCAGCGGUGUUUCAACCCCUGCCAACCCAACGUCUGGCCACGUCUAAUGCCGAGUCGUUGAGUGUCCGGCCUGCAGGCCUGGGUACCUUUCGUCGAAGCGAUACUCCGGUAAAUGCAGCAGUAUACAGUGCUGCAAACUCAUACUAUGCCUCGGCCAGUUUUGAGCGCACUAUCGGACGCAUUUCGGACUCAGGUCCAACGCAGUCGCAGCUCGCUCUGAUACGAGCCCAGGUUCGCGGGGCACAUGCUCGUGGUCUCCAGGUUCGAUACUGGGAUGUGCCAACAUGGCCGUUGGGUAUCUUUAGCGAUAUUUGCAGGACCCUGCUGCAAGAAGGGGUUGACGUGGUGAACGCCGAGCAUUCGGAAGCAGCUGCGACCAUCACCUAG
Molecule: messenger RNA, 1266 nt
Organism: Cyphellophora europaea CBS 101466
Lineage: Eukaryota; Fungi; Ascomycota; Eurotiomycetes; Chaetothyriales; Cyphellophoraceae
Exons: 2
Coding region: 1-1266 (421 amino acids)
Biological process (GO): lipid metabolic process
Molecular function (GO): phosphoric diester hydrolase activity
Source: RefSeq, a predicted model, not a curated record